Peromyscus maniculatus bairdii (prairie deer mouse) is the source of this 1275-nucleotide messenger RNA. NCBI's taxonomy places the organism in Eukaryota, Metazoa, Chordata, Mammalia, Rodentia, Cricetidae. The record is from RefSeq and is a predicted model, not a curated record.
AUGCGGGAGACCCCGGGGCGCGAGGAGUCGGAGCCGGGCGUGGAGGCCCCGUGCGCCGCAGCCUGCCACGCGCAGCGCAUCCUGCAGACGCUCAACGCGUACCGGCGGAGCGGCACCCUCACCGACGUGCCGCUGCUGGCGCCCGCCUACUUCCUGGAGAAGGUGGAGGCCGAUGAGCUGCUGCAGGCCUGCGGCGACUGCCGCCCGCUGCUGCUGGAGGCCCGCGCCUGCUUCAUCCUGGGCCGGGAGGCUAGCGCGCUGCGGGCCCGGCCGCGGAGAUUCAUGGACCUAGCGGAAGUGAUAGUGGUCAUUGGCGGGUGUGACCGAAAGGGACUCCUGAAGCUGCCUUUCGCCGAUGCUUACCACCCCGAGAGUCAGCGCUGGACCCCACUGCCUAGCCUGCCUGGUUACACACGCUCUGAGUUUGCCUCCUGUGCACUGCGAAAUGACAUUUAUGUUUCUGGAGGUCACAUCAACAGCCGUGAUGUCUGGAUGUUCAGCUCCCAUCUGCACACCUGGAUCAAGGUUGCCUCGAUGCACAAGGGCAGGUGGAGGCACAGGAUGGUGGCCCUGCAGGGACAGCUCUUCGCAGUGGGCGGCUUCGAUGGCCUUCGGCGCCUGCGCAGCGUGGAGCGCUACGACCCGUUCUCCAACACCUGGGCGGCCACAGCGCCCCUGCCGGAAGCCGUGAGCUCUGCAGCGGUGGCGCCCUGCGCUGGCCAGCUCUACGUGAUUGGGGGCGCCGGGCAGGACGGUGUCAACACUGAUAAGGUGCAGUGCUUUGACCCCAAGGAGGACCAGUGGAGUCUGCGGUCCCCAGCACCAUUCUUGCAGCGGUGUCUUGAGGCCGUCUCCCUGGAAGACACCAUUUAUGUGGUGGGAGGCCUCAUGAGUAAAAUUUUCACCUAUGACCCUGGCACCGAUGUCUGGGGAGAGGCAGCUGAGCUGCCCGGCCCUGUGGAGAGCUGUGGCGUGACUGUGUGUGACGGGAAGGUGCACAUCCUCGGUGGGCGGGACGAACAUGGGGAAAGCACCAACAGCGUCUUCACCUUUGACCCCAGCAGUGGGCAGGUGGAGGCCCAGCCAGCGCUGCAGCGCUGCACCAGCUCGCAUGGCUGUGUCACCAUUGUCCAGAGCCUGAGCAGAUGAUUGGGACAGCCUGAACCAGGAGGGAGAAAACUUGGGCAUAUGCAGCACUUGGCUCCCCUCCUGGACCCUCCAUGUGAAUAGUCCUCUAACUUAUUGCCCCUUUUCUUGUAGAAAUAAAAGGUUGUU